This is a messenger RNA of Anthostomella pinea, 477 nucleotides long. NCBI's taxonomy places the organism in Eukaryota, Fungi, Ascomycota, Sordariomycetes, Xylariales, Xylariaceae. The record is from the annotation of a GenBank genome assembly.
AUGUGCACCGAAGUUUGGACCCGCUUUCUCGACUCGGACUGCAACCACAGGCAGUACCAGAACACCUUUGCCUGCCACAUCGUGCGGCGCUGCGGACCGAGCGACGACCAGCUGCUCACAGAGCCUGUGUUCCUGCCCGCCAAACCGCCCAAGAUCCCACCUGGCUUCCUGGGGUGCAAGUUGCGAGUCGCCACGAAGCCCGAGAAGGGAAAGUGCCGAGAAUGCCUCAAGAAUGAGCUGCGUGCGAAGCGAGGCAUACCGGCCACCGAAGCGACACCUCCUUCGACCUCAUCAUCUUCGGAUGUGUCGACGACACAAUAUCUCGCCAGCCCGCCGUCACCGGAUAGCAAGGCGCUUGAGCGUGUACGCAACUCGUUUAUCAAGAUAUCGGAGCAGCAGCGUGGAACACCUCAGAGCACGAUAAGAGACAGGCAAGCCAGUGGAGGAUCGAAAGCGAGAGUCAGUCUAGAGAGCUAG